GUCAUAUUACCAUUCAAAUUCGUUUGAUGAUUUCAGUGAUUAAUUAUCUCAUAUUUUUUCAUUAGUUAAAUUUAUUGAUUAAAUCGUUAAUUAUUUUCUUACGAAUUUUCUGAAUUGGUUCCGGGAAUUUAUUUUCGGGUUUUGAUUAGGGGUCUAUAGUCCAACAAGUGGGACAGGGGAUUGUAGSKRUAUUGCUUGAUUGUUCUACCCCUGUUCCCACUCUCCCUACCCCCCGUGUUCUGUGAUUACCGGGACUUCUCAAGUACCGCAUCGGUUCAGACUGAUGUCGACGAAACAGGACACCGGGGCACUGCCACGACGCAGUGCCAGAAUCGCAGUUCGUGCCCGCCCUGCAGUACCUCCAAGACCGAAGAAACUCAGCAGGCGGACGACUCCAGCAGCAUCAAGUACGGCAUUGACAGUACAAGACGCCACCGGAGAUCAUCCCGCAUACCCAGUCCGAGGAGCCAAUGAGCCAGCGGCUGAUUAUCGUGGGCGGCUACUGGCAUUUACGGAAGCCGUAGCUGCCGUCGAGGCCUGGAAGGAGACAGCAGAGGCAGAACGUCAGCGGCUAGCCAAUGAAGCGGCAGCCGAAGCUCAGCGAACGACUGGGACUGACGCAGAGACACGAGACAGACGGAAUGCCAGCAGCACGGAGUCCUUGAUUGCUUGUGAGCAUCAGUGGACGACGAUACUCCAAGGCAUGAUCUUUGUGCCUACGGAAGCGCAGGCAGACCCGACACCGGCGGAGGCAGAGAGAAGUAACCUGGCUAACUUGCUGCUAGGCAUGAUGAGAGGUAUUAUGUGGAAUAAUACACUGCUGCAUUCACAUCUGCGCACGGACGCGACGCAGCGACAAACAUACAAGAACGAUAUCACUGCGUUAACAACUGCUAUCCGCACAGAGGCAACGCAACAGCAGCAACAACAUCAUCUGUUGAAUUCCACUAUCACACGCGUCAACAGCAUAGAGGCUAACGCCUCAGCAGCGCCAGGCUGCACGACAGACGUGACGAAGCAACUCAACGAGCGCAUCGAUCACGUCGUCACCAUCAUCGGCGACAUAAGUACUUUCAACGGACCAGACUCGAUCAGCAACACGGUGGCCGCCAUCAAUAUGGACAUCACCAAGCUACAGACGAGACCGGAAGCCGCUACAAAGACGUUCAAGAUGCCGCACUUCGACAUCAGCAACUCUGAAGGCAGCGAUUCCGGAGACUUGGAAAGCUCUGUUAACAGGAGAUGCCUUACCACAGGAAAACUCUUGGGUCAGAGCGCCAACAGUAGACGAAAAAUUCUGGAGGAUUCUCGGUCCAGACUUGCAGCAAGGUACGAGGAUUCAAGAGUGGAAGCCAACUGUUUUCUCGACAAUAGGGUCGGAGCUGAGCAGAUCACUAACCUUGGUAGAGGAAAGAACAAAAUUCUUGAGCAGAGAUUUAGAGGAAGUAAGGGUUCGGUUAGUCAGAGACAGAAGAGGCGUAGAGCAAUGUUCUGGAGGAGUUGCAGCCACUCAGUUCAAGGUGGAGCCGUUCACUUAUGGGUGGAAGCUGAGGAAUCAUCAAUCGGAGUUCCUACCGUUAGUGCAAUACUCGACAAAGAUUGGGAGGGAAAUACAGAGAUCUACUGUAAAGAAAUCUCCAACAGCGGUAGCCAGCAGGAGAUGGAACGAUUACUGCCCGAGCCUGAUGAAACCACGGGAGCUGCAGGGUCURUGGAUGCAGCUGAAGAAGAUGACAAAUCAGAAGACUGCCGCCUUGCUUUGGUUACAAUCCCUUCAAGUAGUGGCCUCGGCUACAUGGCUGUCCUCUAAAGGUUUGGACAUUGAUCAAACAUGCUCACGGUGCAAGUGGGCAUGGGAAACGACGAACCACCUUUGGAUUCACUGCCCAGU
Messenger RNA from Chara braunii, 1891 nucleotides. NCBI's taxonomy places the organism in Eukaryota, Viridiplantae, Streptophyta, Charophyceae, Charales, Characeae. The record is from the annotation of a GenBank genome assembly.